AUGGUGAGAGGUGAAGAUUCAUACUUGAAUGCGACGCAAAUACUGAAAGUGGCAGGUUUUGAAAAAACAAGAAGGUCAAAAAUACUUGAAAGGGAAGUUCUUACAGGAGAGCAUGAAAAAGUGCAAGGAGGCUACGGCAAAUAUCAAGGCACUUGGAUACCGUUUGAACGAGGAAAACAAUUAGCCGAAAAAUACAAAGUCUUGGAUAGCUUGAUGCCUUUACUCAACUUUGAUCCAUCGACCGUGGAAAAGAAAAAUAUUUUGACCAAAGAAGAAGCAAAGCUUCAAGCUAGAAUAGAAGAAGAAGAACAACAGAACAGUCAGCAAUCAGCCUCAUCGGAGACACAUCAUGCCAGUAGUUCUGCUGUAUUAGCAUUAUCAGCACCCCCCUCCUCCUCCGCCAUAACCGACAGCAAUGACAGAUCAGGUACUGAAUCAUCCAAAUUAAUAUCACAGAAGCGACCUUAUUAUCACAAUAUCAACAAAUCUAUCCAACAAAGAAAAAGGUUAAAAGCAGUAUCAGGUGUAUCUCCAGAGCCUAUCUCAGCCGAAGACCCAUUCUAUGAAGACCAUCGCAACUUAUUGAUGAGUGUGUUUCUUCCAGACGACCAUGAAGAAGAAGCACCCUCUCUACUCUCUACUGCUAUAUUGACGAAAGAUAUCAACAUUGAUUUAGUGAUAGACGAACAAGGACAUACUGCUUUACAUUGGGCUGCCGCUUUAGGUCGAGUGAGAAUAGUCGAUUUGCUCAUUAAGAAUGGUGCUAAUGUUUGCCGUGUGAAUUAUGAAGGAGAAACACCUCUCAUGCGUGCAGCCAUGAUUGCCUGUUGUUAUGAAAGAAAAUGUUUUUCAGAGAUGGUAGAAUUGCUAUCCGAAUCCAUCACCAUCACUGAUAAAAAGGGUAGAACUGUACUGCAUCAUAUUGUUCAAACGGCUGCUGUAGAAGGUUAUGUGGAUGCUGCUGUUUAUUAUAUGAAACGAUUCGUCAAAGCAUUGAGGCCGAAAAAGAUGAUUUUGAGAAAUAUUAUCAAUGUCAAAGAUACACAUCGUCAAGAAUCUGCUCUAGCAAUAGCACUGCGGUUAGAAUGUCAAGACAUUGUUGAUAUCCUGAUAAAGACAGGUGCACUUGAUCCUUUGAUACCUAAUAUUGACGAAUAUGAAAACAUGCAAUUUACACCAGAAGAAUAUAAACCAAACGAGAAGGCGCAAGAAAUUAUACGAUCUAUGCAAAGUAUGAUGGAGAAAUUAGAAGAGGAUUAUAAUGAGAAAUUAAGAAAAAAGGAUGCAGAUAACUUUGAAAUGAGAAAAGAGUUGGAUAAGCUAAGAUAUGAACUGAAAGAAGCUCAGAGAAGACUGCAGCUACCUGCAUCCAUUCAGCUGGCUGAAGCACGAAGAAGAAUCCACGAGAUAGAAAGCAACAUGUCAUUGCAGAAUAGUAACAGCGAUACAAAUAACACCAGCAGUCAGGAACCGGAGUUGGUGCCCGUAAAAGAAGUAGAGAUGACGUUGACAGAGAUUCCUCCCUCCUCAACACCCAUGUUGGACAGUGGAUCAUCGUCUUCUGUAUCAAGAGAAGACGUGCUAGAAAAGGAAGUGAAAGCACUCCAUUGUCAGCUGGAGACGAGUCAUGAACAUAUUGAACGACUACAAGCUGAAUUGGAAGCUGAGAAGCGUCGAGCCAAUGAAAAGGAGAUGGAGUAUCGAAGGUUGAUAGCGAUCAGCUGUGGAUUGCCCAUAGAGAAAGUAGACCCAUUUGUAAAACCGCUCACUGUAGCCAUUGAAAGCGACCCUCCUCCCAACGCUGAAAAGAUGACACGCAUCAUCAAAUUCAUGGAAAAUUUAAAACCUACGACUCUAAUAGAGAACGGUGCUAUCACUUCCACUACCGACACGAUCAUUCAUCAUACCUCAUCACCUCAACAUCCCACCGCUUCACCCAUGUCCUUAGCCAGUCAUCAUUCUGCAUCCCCUAUUUAA
Molecule: messenger RNA, 1977 nt
Organism: Mycotypha africana
Lineage: Eukaryota; Fungi; Mucoromycota; Mucoromycetes; Mucorales; Mycotyphaceae
Exons: 4
Coding region: 1-1977 (658 amino acids)
Cellular component (GO): MBF transcription complex; SBF transcription complex
Molecular function (GO): transcription regulator activity; protein binding; DNA binding
Source: RefSeq, a predicted model, not a curated record